AUGGCGACCUCGAUGAUGCAUUACUUCCGCUUCGGCAGCUCGAAAGAAUCUACUCCAGUUGCCAAAGAUAAACCUGUUCGUGCAUUGCCGGCUUCCUGGUACACCUCGCCGGAGAUGUACGAGCUGGAGCGUCGAGCAAUCUUCUCCAAAAGAUGGCUGCUUAUCACCCACAGCUCGCGAGUCAAGAAUACAGGCGACUGGCUGCGGUUUGAGAUCGCCGGCUUCGACUUCAUCAUUACCCGUGACCGACAAGGUGGAAUCAAUGCCUUCCACAAUGUCUGCCGUCAUCGCGCAUACCCCGUCAUCGAACAAGAAGGAUCAGGAAACGCCAAGAUCCUAGCAUGUCGGUAUCACGGCUGGUCCUACGGACUGAACGGCAAAAUGGCCAAAGCACCCGGGUAUCAAGACCUGGACGGCUUCGACAAAGAGCAGAACGGCCUCUUCCGGAUCCAUGUCAAGGUUGACAUCAACGGGUUCAUCUGGGUUAAUAUGGAUGCGAAGAAAACGCCCGAGGUGUCGUGGGAAGAACACUUCGCCAACGUCGAUAAGCAGGACCGGUACAAGGCAUACGACUUUGACAACUACGAUCUCAGCCAUACCUAUGAGUUGGACGGUCAUUACAACUGGAAGAUCCUGGCGGAUAACUUCAACGAAUGCUACCACUGCCCAACGACACACGCCGAUAUCCCUGAAUUCCUGAAUCUCGAAUCCUUUGACAGCGAUCUCAAAGACGGCCACAUCCAACACCACUGCGUCUCUACACCCGAACAACUAGCCAAAGGUCUCUACACGGCAAGUACCUACUACUUCCCGGCAACAGCCAUGGUCGUCUCACCACACUUCAUCAUGGUCCAGAAAUUCGUACCCAAAGGCCCCAAGUCCUCAACCAUGUCCUACGAAAUCUACCGAAAUCGCAACUCCACCGAAGCAGACUUCCGUCUGAUAAGCGAUAUGUACGAGCGCGUCAUGCGCGAAGAUAAAGUCCUCUGUACGAAUGCGCAACGAAACCUCGAGCGCGGUGUCUUUGUAAACGGUCAACUUCAUCCGAAGUAUGAAAAGGCGCCGUUGUUUUUCCAGGAGACGUGUCGGGAAGUUGUUACAGAGCAUUACAAGAGGGAACUUGAAGAGGCGAGGGAGAUUGCGCCAGCGAGGCAGAAUGUUGUUGGGGGUGGUGAGGAUGUUAGCGCUAGUGAUGAGGGUAUUUGUGCUGGACUUGCUUGUGGGAGUCAGAGGGAGGUUUUGGCUUGGUAG
Penicillium atrosanguineum is the source of this 1251-nucleotide messenger RNA. RefSeq names its product aromatic ring-hydroxylating oxygenase subunit alpha. Bases 1 to 1251 code for a protein of 416 amino acids. The transcript has 2 exons. The record is from RefSeq and is a predicted model, not a curated record. Gene Ontology annotation, molecular function: 2 iron, 2 sulfur cluster binding; iron ion binding. Lineage: Eukaryota; Fungi; Ascomycota; Eurotiomycetes; Eurotiales; Aspergillaceae.